Pseudophryne corroboree (corroboree frog) is the source of this 1998-nucleotide messenger RNA. It is a transcript of the gene FGF7, whose product is annotated as fibroblast growth factor 7. Gene Ontology annotation, cellular component: cytoplasm. The record is from RefSeq and is a predicted model, not a curated record. NCBI's taxonomy places the organism in Eukaryota, Metazoa, Chordata, Amphibia, Anura, Myobatrachidae. Gene Ontology annotation, biological process: animal organ morphogenesis; positive regulation of DNA-templated transcription; cell differentiation. Gene Ontology annotation, molecular function: type 2 fibroblast growth factor receptor binding; growth factor activity. The transcript is spliced from 5 exons. The coding region runs from base 625 to 1212 and encodes 195 amino acids.
CACAGUUUUUUUAAAUAUAGACGAUGAUACUUAAUACUAUCCACCGAAGAAGCUGCAGCUCUGAAAAUCUCUUCUACACUGCUGAGUGGCUAGAUCUAAUUGCUUGCAAGUGAGGUCACCAAAAGGUAUUUAUCGAAAAGCAUUGAACAACAACAGACUCACACACACACACACACACAGAAAACCCCUCUCGCGUGUUGAUUUAUGGAAACAAUUAGGACUGUACUACAGUUUUUCUGAGUUGAGAAAUAUUGCCGCUACAGGCUCUCAUGUUGCACACACCAGGCAGCAGAAAUGGAAUACGCGUACAUCCAGCUGUUAUCAUCGAGAACAAUUUUGUUACGUUUGCAUUCAACAGUCAGUCUGAGUGGUCUUGAAUAUUACGACUGCCAAGGUCAUCCCAUUCUGAUCUUCUGAGGACACAGCGGAGACAGAUCAGUAUUGGAAAGUCCACAGUUUAUGGCAUAGCCACAAGACAAUAAGACAAGCCUGGAGGUAUCCUGAGUCAUUUUAAUUUACACCAAUAGCAAAGUGUACAAUCAGGUCUUGUACCUAAAAACACAGAUCCACCUGAGAUUUAAGUUUCAUUAUGAUGUUCAUGAACACCCAGAGCACUGCACUAUAAUGCGCAAAUGGAUACUAACUUGGAUCCUGCCAACUUUGCUCUACAUAAUACCAUACCUUUACAUUAUCUUUCUACUGGGCACGUUCUCCUUAGCCUGCAAUGAUAUGACUCCAGAGCAAAUGGCUGUAAAUGUGAACUGUUCCAGCCCGGAGCGGCAUACCAGAAGUUAUGAUUAUAUGGAAGGGGGGGAUGUAAGAAUAAGGAAACUUUUUUGUGGAACACAGUGGUAUUUGUGGAUUGAUAAGCGUGGUAAUGUGAAGGGUACCCAGGACCCAAACAACAGCUACAGUGUUCUUGAGAUUAGAACAGUAACAGUUGGAAUUGUGGCAAUUAGAGGAGUGCAAAGUAAUUACUUCCUAGCUAUGAAUAAGUCUGGAAAGCUCUAUGGAAAGAAAUUGUGCAAUGAAGACUGCAACUUUAAAGAGUUAAUCCAGGAGAACAAAUACAACACAUAUGCAUCAGCAAAGUGGACAAAUAACGGAAAGGAGAUGUUUGUUGCUUUGAACAAUAAAGGGUCUCCGAUAAAAGGGAAAAAAUCCAAGAUAGAAAAUAAAAGCUCCCACUUCCUUCCAAUGCAAAUGUCCUAACCGUUAUUCACCAGUUCCAGCAGAAAUAUUUUUUUAUCUUAAUAAUAUUAAUAAUAUUAAUAAUAAAAAUAAAAACAUACAAAGGACAAAAGAAAAAAAGCUGGAUCUACUACUGAAAAUCCGAACAAGCUGGACUUGCGCAUUCAUUUGGAUUUAAAGACUUCCGUCCAAAAAAGGAAAAAACACUAAUAUAGCCAAAGCAAGAUAUACUUAAGUAUAAGUUGUAAAAAUUCAGAAGAGUUGUACAAACAUAUGUUAGUAAUAAUCCAGGGGUAUUAUUUUUGGUAAAUUAUGUAACCCCAAAGAAGGAGAAUUGACUUGAUAAUCUGAUGAUUUAUAUUUAAAAUAAAAAUCUGCUUGUCAAAUAUAGCUGCUAUAAAAAAAUAUUUUUUUGUACAUUUUUUUUAUUUUUUAAAAGAGCAGAUAUUAGUGUUAUGUAAAAUAUGUCGGAUCAUGAGGCUGCUGGAAUGAUGUCAGAUUUUCAAGUCAAUUCUGCAUGUAGACUAAAUCAUUCUUAGUGAGGAAACUGUAUGCACACUAUAAUAUAAGAAAAUAAUAGUUUAACCUUUGUGACUAUGACAUUCAAAUAAAAUGUAUUUAUCGAUAAAGGAUUUACCACCACUGUCAUUUACUCCUCAUUCUUAAGAAUGCCAGAUGUUGCUAAAUAUUUAAAAAAUCAACAAUACUACAAAUGUAUUACUCACUUGUCUAUGUGCAGUUUGGUCUACAUAUGAAAACAUCAAUCUCUUGCAAUUAUGACCUAAUAAAAGUAUUUCAGUUAUUAAA